CAGUAUUAGCUGGCCACCAGACACACACACAGGGAGAACAGAGAGAGAGGGGAAAACCCAAAACCCGAAAAAUAUCUUAAUUGCUUGCUUUGGUUACUUUAAUAUUAUUUGUUUCUCUGCUUUUUCAGCAAAAUAAUCACUCCUUUCGUUUGAAACGAGGGAAAGGGAUGACUGAAUUGUCGUCAAAAUUGAUUUAGCGAAGACGUCUCGUCGACCUCAAUUCAUUCCUGCUUCUGAGUUUUUCUAUAAUUUUCUUGGGUUUUUAUGAUUAAUACCUUAAUUUUAAUUCUCACUGUGAUUAGUCCUUCUCAUUCUGCCUCUGAACCAUGCAAGUUGCCUUGGGCACAAGAUUUGAAGAAUCUGAAAGGUACCCAUUUCAUUUGAAGAAUCUGAAAAGUGCCCAUUUCAUCUCAGGUAGUUGAUACUUGUUUCCGAUUCAAAAUUGGAUUGACUGUGGUGAUUUCUAGGGUUUCUGGAAAUAGAUAACUUCGAUUUGGAUCUCAAUUUUGUUGGGUAUCUUUUGUACCCUUUAAUCAUUUCUUGUUAUGUCGGCUGAUCACUGUGGUUCUAGCUUACUUCUAGCUUUACCAGACGAUGUCUUUGCCAUCGUUUCCCGUUCCCUCUCUCCGAAGGACGUCUGCUACCUCAGCCUGUGUUGCAGAAGCCUUUAUGCUUUGGCAUCCUCAGAGAAGGUGUGGCUCUCCCAGUGUGAGAUGGUUGGUGUUAUUACUGAUCGGGAUCUUGUUGAGUGGCGCAACGGUGUCUCCUCUUACAAGGCCCUCUGUAGGUUUCUUGUUAGUGUUCGGCCCCUAAUUGGCAUCUGGGUACACCAGAACCCAGAGCUUGGCAAUGUAGUUUAUGUGAUGCCAGGUUUUGUAUCUGUUGUUGGGUGCCGAAUCAUCCCUCAAGAGCUUGGCCCAUUGGGGAUUGAAGAUGGCCCUCUCUUGUGGGCACCGGUUUUUGAGAUAAUUGGCGAUUUUGAUGGCUCUACUGCAUUCUUCUUACAUGGUCGAGAGAAGGAUACUGAUUACUUCUAUCCUGGUUUACUCAAGCCAGUUGAAAGGGCUUGCAAUGUGCUCUUGCUUGAGGUAGAGCCACAACAGCAGUUUUGUGGAGGGAAAACGUUGCAUAGUAAGAGCUUUAUUCAUUCUGAAAGGGACCUGUCAAGAAAGAUUAAUAGGUCUGAUAGUGGAAUUUCCAAGUCACAAAGAAUAAUUGGAACAACCAGGCGAAUGGUACCCUUCAGUAGAUUGGCAUUUGGGGACAGACGGAAACUGCUUGAGGUCGUUACCAACUUGGUUCGGUUAAAUGUCCCUGAUUUGGCAAAUGGGCCUCUUUUUCCUGGCUUAAGGGAUGAUGAUGGAAACUUUCAGAAGGAUAUGGUGAUCUUGUCAGAGCGCCGUUUGAUGCUUAUGCAGAUCUACAAGCUUGGUGAGGGUCGCAUUGAUUGGGAAUCGGCGCCUGGACUGCCUUCAGAUCGUACUAGGAUGGAAUUGAGCAAGAUCAAGAAGAGUCUUGAUCGUUCAGGUUCUUGGCAGGUUUCUGCUAAUGGGGAGGAGGGUCACUCACAGAGUACAAAGAGGAGAACUGUAGCUGGGUAUUUUAAGGAUAGCCUGAAACAGAUCCUUGGGAGGUCCAUCUCUGUCAAUGGUCGUGCAAGUUCAAAGAAUUGUACUUCGAGCAGUGAAACUAAGUAUGCACAGCUUCAUGAGUUCCUAAGGUCAGGUGACAUGAUUGGGCUGAGCUUACAUGCUUGUACUAUGAAGUUAUCUACUUAUCGAGCCUGGCCAAACAUGCAUGACAACCGGUUUGCCCUGUACAAGUUGCCUAUGAGGAUCCCGAAAGCUGGUGAAGAGUAUGCCGGCCUGUGGGGUGGUACCUUUGGCUGGCCUCCUGGGAGGCCUACUGAAGACAAGCCUGGGAAAGCACUAUUCUUUCUUUUGCUUUCUUAUGAAGAGUCGGCAGGUCAACGAUCUCUCAUUGCAACCAAAAUAUUAGAAGGCACCCAUUAUGUCCUUCAUCCCAAUGGCUCCGCAAUGUUUAUCGUAAAAGUUGACGAACCAUCACUGGAUUCAUUCCCAUGGGACACCGAUGGAGAUUCUGUUCCAGUGGAGGUAAAACAUGCUUAUAAUGGGGAGGGUAUUGCAAAUGGCUAUGGUUUCAGAUAUCCUGGCGCUAAGCCUGGUUCACUAUUUGUGAUUCAAAAUGAACUCCUUGCAUUCAUUUGGAAGGAAUCCCAAGCUGUCCUGACCUUGCAGAGGCUUGACCUACAAGAGCUCAUUAAGAAGGGUGAAAGGGUGCCUGUUUUACCUCCUGUUGCUAACUUUUCAUAUUUGACAAAAUCUUACUCGAAUGUGUUUGCGGGUUUCUCAAACACCUCGUAUUGCUUGUCUUCACCAAGGUAAUAUCAUUCUUCGGAUUGUAUGGAUUUGGAAUUAGGAGACAGGUAGAGUCUUUGGUGCAUGUUCAUAUCCUCUCUGUUUACAAAUGGAAUCAUCUGACCGGAAGCUCGGCCGUAGCAGUUGUUCUUCAGAGGCGCAGAUAUGAUUCAUCCUAUGAUCAUUUUAUUGCUUCCAACAAACAGUCACUUAUCAAUGACAAAGUACUGUUCGGUACAGUCAUGAUAAUGAGAAAGUGCCCCUGGGUUACUCCUAUUUUAGUUAAUAUAUGGUGAGGUAAUCUUGUGUAAAUUUGAUGUGAGAUCAUGCCUAACAGAUAUAGGGUGAUACAUAUGAAAAUAAACAUUGGAUAUUUGUAUCCUGCAUGGCUGAGAUCAAUUAAUGCUUGAUAUAAUAAAGGUCCUUAAUGUAUUUUUACUGGAGCA
Messenger RNA from Macadamia integrifolia, 2824 nucleotides. RefSeq names its product F-box protein At5g39450-like. The coding region runs from base 546 to 2405 and encodes 619 amino acids. Gene Ontology annotation, molecular function: protein binding. The transcript has 3 exons. Lineage: Eukaryota; Viridiplantae; Streptophyta; Magnoliopsida; Proteales; Proteaceae. The record is from RefSeq and is a predicted model, not a curated record.